GGUUGCAGCAUCACGACGAUGACUCCAACUGAGUCCAACUCAGACUCAAGUCUGAGUCAAAAACUCGUUGGCCCAACUCAAAAAGCCGAGUCAAAAGCAUUUGGCAUCUAUUGAGCUGAGCUUCGGCUUAGGGGCUGCUGCUGCCGCUGCUGCGGUAUAAAUUCGCCAAGGGAGAACAUUUGGGCAUCAUUCGCUUUUCUGAUUUUGCAACGAAGACGUCGCUGGCUUCGCUUGUUCCACUCUGCAGUCAAGUCUCGAGUCUCGCGUCUCGUGUGUUCGCCAAACCGGUAAAAAUAAUUGUUCGUGUGCUCUCGUCGUGCAUUUUCCAGUUGUGCGGAAAAACUGUGUGUGAAAAUUCGCAGCAUGCGCCUUUUACUGCCUUUGUUGGCGGCGGUGCUCGCUGCGGUUGGCGUCCAUGCGGAUGUCUCGCAUCUGGACACCGAUCUGCAGGAGGAUGGAUAUCAUUAUAAGCAGCCCUCGCAGCCGUUUCCGCCGCCGCCCACGGGCAAUGGCAUUGAGGACAGCGGCGUGAUACCCGGACCGGCUCCUUCGGCGCCGGCGCCUUCGUACGGACCGCCACAGACGCAGCCGCCGCGACCACAGCCGCAACCUGUUCCCACGGCUCCGUCCCCUUCAUACGGGCCACCUCAGACGCAGCCGCCGCGACCACAGCCACAACCGAUACCCACCGCACCCGGACCAUCUUAUGGACCGCCGCAAACGCAGCCACCGCGUCCUCAGCCCACGGCUCCGGCUCCUUCAUACGGUCCGCCACAAACUCAACCGCCACGACCGCAGCCACAACCGCAGCCGCAGCCCACAGCUCCCGGACCUUCCUAUGGACCACCGCAGACUCAACCACCGCGUCCGCAGCCGCAGCCGCAGCCACAGCCCUCAGCUCCUGGACCUUCUUAUGGACCACCCCAGACUCCGCCGUCGCCAGCUGGUCCGGAAUACUUGCCGCCCGAUCAGCCGCAGCAGCCCAAGCCGCGCCCCGUUCCCCAACGUCCAACUCCACCAGCACCCCAGCCUUCGUAUGGCCCGCCACCAACGCAGCCACAACCGCAGCCACCACGUCCCCAGCCUCCUAGUCCUCCGGCACCGCGUCCACAGCAGCCGGCCGCAGAGUAUUUGCCGCCUGCUGGUCCUUCCGCACCGCCCACCUAUCAGCCACGCCCUCCACAACCACCAGCUGGACCACCAGCUGGACCGCCCACCUAUCAGCCACGUCCGCCAGCACCGCCUGCACCACCAGCACCUACUCCCGGCUAUGUGCCACCACCUGCACAGCCUACUUACCAGCCUCGUCCACCACCACCAGCUGGCCCGCCAGCACCGCCGACAUACCAGCCACGGCCACAGCAACCACCGGCUCCUCCGGCACCUACUCAAAGCUAUGGUCCUCCUCCUUCUAGUCCGCCCGCACCGCCCACCUACCAGCCACGCCCUCCAGCACCACCCGCACCGCCAGCACCGACCUCUGAGUAUGGACCACCGCCCUCUAGCCCACCCGCACCGCCCACCUAUCAGCCGCGCCCACCCUCACCGCCUGGCCCACCCGCGCAAUCCUAUCCAGAGCCACAGCCGACGGAUGCCGGCUCGUUGGGUCCGGAUGGCUACAACUACAACAAACCCGCCAAUCCGUUUACCUACUAAACACAAAGUAUUCUAAGCCUAAAACAGCCCAAAACAAUUUUGGAACAGUUGCUGCCAAUCCUCCCUCCCCCACGUACCCGCCGGAGUUUUAGGGUACAUUUUAAAGAAACCUUUGUAAUGAAACGUUUCCAAAUAAAGUAAAAUCUACACCAAAAACAAA
This is a messenger RNA of Drosophila virilis, 1816 nucleotides long. RefSeq lists its product as uncharacterized. The record is from RefSeq and is a predicted model, not a curated record. Lineage: Eukaryota; Metazoa; Arthropoda; Insecta; Diptera; Drosophilidae.